CCGACUCGCCAGGAUUGUGGAGUUUGGCCUGAAAUUUCAGUUGUUUAUUGGGGUUUUUUUUGCGGUGAUGAUAACUUCAAAGAGAAUGUCAGUGGUAUACAAUACAGAUAAGAGCUUAACUGACUGCCUUAUAAAAUGUUGAGUCAGUUUCGGGAUGCUAUCAACAUGGCAAGCAUCAACCUUGUUUUCAAGAACUGUAUCCAAACAGAGUGUCAUUGCAGGGAUUUCAGAAUGGGUAUUAACAUGCAGGUGUUCAAUCCAGAUUUCAAACAGGCACUGUCAUAUGCGUAAUGAAGGAAAGGUAUCGGGAUGGGAGUGGCCUUUACGCAGUAAAAAUUAUGGUCCUGGAAAGUAUUUGCUGUUGGGUAGAGAAAAAAAAUUAGAGAAGGGAAACUGGUCACACUGUUUUCAGCAGAAUAGCAAGUAUGUAGUGCAAAAGGACUUGCAGUGGAAAACUGAAGGUGAAGGUUGGGCGUCAGAAUCACAUCUUUCAGUUAAAAGUUUAGUUCGCAGUUCUGAAAAUAGUGUCGGUAAUGGAGUUGCAGCAGAGGUGAAGUACAAAAGCUAUAGCAAAAUGAGAUCGUUUCUCAGACUUAGUCAUCUAAGCCAUAGUCAUUUACGCCAUGGAAUAUUUGCAGAUCAUAACGCCAGGCACAUUCACACAUUGCUUAACUUAAAGAAUGGUAAAGGUUACAAAAAUCCUGGUCAUAUAAUUUUGAAAAGUCAGAAUGUUGUAGAUAGGAAAGUGGCAAAACGGUUUAAGACUUCACAUCCAUUCUUUAAAAAGUUAGCUGUAUUUUUUUUUAAAGAAAAAGAUCUUGAAGCAAAGGUGAAAAAGCUGAAAAAAUUGGAUGAAGAAAGAUUAAAAAAAGAAGCUGAAGUUAACAGUUCUCUACUAGAAAGUGAUGCAGAAAAGUUGCAGGAAAAAGAAAAUGCAAAAAGAAAAUCGACAGCAACGUUAAGUAAUCUUAUUUAUGGCUGCUUAUCAUCUAAGCAUCUCCUGGAUUUAAUUGUACCUUGGAUUGAGAAUAAGGCAGUCUCUAUAGAUGAUACUGUAAAGUGCAUUGAGCACCUGAACUCUUUACUUUAUGGUGAAAUCAUGGAACAGUAUCCAGAUUUGCCUUAUGGAAGUGUUGCUUUGAUGUACUAUAAUUUAACGUUGCUGCGUGUUGAGGGAAAAGUUUUUCGUACGAUACACAGUCACUUUACAUUUCAGACAUUAAUUACAUAUCUCGAACAAAAUGCAGAGUCUCUGUCCAAAAAUAAAUUUGGGUCUUGUUUUUCAUGUUUAACGCAUCUGGGUGUUUCACAUUUAGAUCCUGUUAUGACAAAAUUUUACAUGCGGAUAAUGAAUGGUGAUGAAGAAGGUUAUUCUAUGAUAGAUAUAGUCAAUUUAUAUAAUGCUGUAAAAAGCCACAAUCAUUCAGAUUUGGUUAUAGCAGCUUAUGUAUUACCAAAGUUAAGACAGUGUUUGAGGGUGAUGGACGGCAACACUGUAGAUGUAGACACUUUCCAGGCUUUAGUGUAUUUAGCGGAAAAGCUACAAUAUGGUUUGAAGGGAGCAGAUGAAGUGUCCCUUUACAGUUGUAUCUACAAGGCAAGCUUAGAGACUGACUGUCUGGAUGACUUGAACUGUGCUUGUGAACUUGCAUUCCAUUUGAGGAUUUUUAAUCACAAAGAACUCCCAAACCACAAAAAAUAUGUCAUUCAGACAUUGUCUGAUUUGUGCCUCCAGAAACUUGAGGAAAGAACAGGGGAACUUUCUCCACUAAAAAUAAUGAAGUUAAAACCUUCACUUUUUAGAAGCAGUUACAGAACAAGAAUGAAUAUGAGGUCUCGGGUUGAAUAUUUUCUAAAGAAAAGAAUAAAUGAACUGACCUUACCUGAAUUGAUCUGGCUUCUGGCAGUGCCAGGUCAUGCAGCAGUGUCAAAACUAGAACCUGAAGUUAUAUCAGCAAUACGUAGUAAGUUCAGAAGGUUAGACUUACCAAAUUUGUUUCUAACUUUCUUAUUUCUAGAGUAUUCCCAUCUCCAGGAUCCAGUCAUUAGCGAAUUAAUUGCUGGGAAAACCCUCGAACACUUAAGAGAAAUUUUCCAGAAUGAAAAAGUAUUUCAUAUAGCUAUACGUUUUUAUAGCAGAAGCUGGAGUACUUUUGGGAAAUAUCUGAACAAAGAGUUUGAGCUGGCUUUUCAAAAUGCCAUGCUGGAAACAUACUUGAACAGCUAUUAUGGCUUGAUGGGAAGUUUUGCAUCGUACGUUUUGAUGAUACUACCCAGGUUUCACUCACUACAGCUACCUGUUCUUCAUAUGUUGAACGAAAUAUCGAAACAAGACGUUGCCUUCCAGUAUCUUCCUUCAGCAAAUUUGUUUUUUCUGAUUUUACAUUCUGCUUCUUCGAAAAGCUUUCAGAAUUCACAGAAAGAUGACAACUUCCUGUAUAAUGAAAAUCGGUCAUUGUACGACACCGUUUCGUUUCGAAUUUACUAUAUGUCUUUAGCAGAAUUGUACAGAAGAAGGAAUAUGUUAGAUCUGUUUUUAUUAAUAAAAAACUUUUCAAUGGUCAACCAUAAGAUGGACUUUCUGAUCAAAUCUGUAGCAUUGGAAAAAAUUUCUAAAUCACCUCUACAGAGUAUGAGUGACUUCAGACUGGUUUGCAGAAGUAAAUUUAUUAUGCACCUACUUGAAAUAAACGAGGGACAAAAGAAAAUGUUUCUGAAUAAUGUUGUAACAUUUGCACUUGAACAUAAAGAAUUUUUUAUGUUUAAAGAUUGGAGAGAGACUGUGAAUUUUCUAGAUGGUUGUAAAUACAGUGUGGGUGAUGAUGAUAAGGAUUUACAGGACUUAUUGCAGACAGUUAUUAAUCAUGAGUUUACAGUAGAUGACAACUUCUGUAAAUUUGUCAACCAAUGCAGUUCCUUAGGUCUUGAUGUGAGUAGAGCGCUAAAGGCCAUUUUCAGUGUGGAGUAUCUAACAACAGCGGAUCAGCUCAUUGCAGACAAGGUUCUGAAAGAGGAUUAUAUGAAGAAAGCUUUAUGUCUGUUAAAUCAGAGAGUGUGUAUAAGCUAUCCAGCUUUGAAUGUACCUUGGUUUCAAGAAAGAGAUGAUGUAUUGAGGACUUAUUCUAAUCAAAUUGACUUCUGGAAAUCUAUACCGAAAGAUCUGGUUAGAGCUAUUACCAAGAUAGCCGGUGGUACACAGUUUGUUGGAAAGGAGGUAUUCUUGGAUUAUGGAAUUCCAGCAUGGCGGGUACUCAUAAUAGACCAAAAUAACAAGCUGGUUAAGUUUAGUACUAGAAACUUGAAACUUGCCAAUGAAAUGAAAUAUAGAAGGUUGGUGAUCAGGUAUAGGAAAACUCAUGAAAUCUUUGACCGGCAGUCUCAGUUGCUGAAGCAAGUCGGUUACAGUUCUGUUGUGAUAUAUAGAUCAGAAUUGAGUUCCAUUGGACUUGCAAAGCUUGAUGACAGACUUGAGUUUCUCAGAGAGAGAAUAUUUAAGCACGAAGGUGACGUGCAUGCUCCACCAAUGGUGAACUUUGAACGAGUCAGCAGUCAAUGGAGAGAUUUCCUUAAAGCUAAACAGUAAUGGACUCGCCAAUCCGGCUUUAGACUGUGAAAGUAUGGGUUAUAUAUUUGAGUCGUCAGUGGUUAAGUGCAUGAUCCAUGGAUAGUGAAUUAUAAAUCUGUCAGCAAUCAGUAAAAGCACUUUGUCAGUCUGGCUUUACCAGAUAGAACUUCAGACUGUGAUAAAAAAAUAAAGGAUGUGUGUUUUGAUUCUACAGUGAUGAAACAAAUGAUAUGUCAGUACAGAAUUUUGAAUGUGUCAGUAGUCGAUGGAGACUGUUUUAUCCAUCUCCCCAGAAUGGGGAGGGACUUGCCCUUGCCUAUCUGUUUAGCCAACCCAACAAAAUAUUUAUAUUUCAAGAAGUUUUUGAUCUAGAGUCAUGAAACUUGUUAGAAAUGUUGCUCUGCAAGUGUUGUUCAACUGGGUUUUUGUUUUUCUUUCAUCCAUUAACAGCACAGUUGUUUGCCCUUGAAUUAGUAUUUUCAAAGUUGUGAUCACACUGCUGAAAAUAUUUAUGAUAUACAGAUAUGAAAUAUAUAGAGAUAUAUAUUUGUCAGUUUGCGAAGUUGUACACUUGUAGUUUAACUCUUACCCUGCUAAGUUUCUAAAAUGGACUCCUCUAUCUUUCAAUUUGGACAUUACCAUUUAUAGUUCAUAGGGGUAUUCACUGAAGUUACUGACAGAACAGCAAGCAGUGCAGAUCAAGAUCAGACUGCAUAGAUGUGCAGGCUGAUCUUGAUCUGCACUGGUUGCAAAGACAGAUACAAUUGCGUUAGUAUGCUAAGAGUUAAGGUCAGGGUCACUGUUACCUGAAAUACUGUUAUAACAAAUAAAUACAGUGUAGGUUUAAUAGUUUUAGUUUGGAUUAAUAUGAUAAAAUGAAACUUGUCCUACACGAGUUUUUUUUUUUUAGAAAAUCCAAGAUUAGGUUUAGUUAUGAGUUCCCAGCUACCUGAAAGUUCUAUUGUGGCUGAUUGGUUUAAAGGGUUGAUCUAUAGAAGCUUUUUUAAAAGUUUAACUAUGCACAAGUAACAGCCAUAAUAAAACGACAUGUUGCAAGCAAAUCCAUGAAAGAAAUAGGUUUAAUGAAUGCCAUACCUUCAAGGUGUUACAUCUCCGUCAUUGACAAUAUUUAGAAAACUAUAAAACUAUAUACGGUAUGUACUGAAAGGUGUAAAGAUACAUAAAUUCCCAAAAUAAGAAUAAUUUCAUCUGGCCAAAUUCCAGCUGUAACCAGUCCCUUAAAGAGACCCUGUUGUGUUCCCUAGACAAUACACAAUGCAUGUUAAGUCACUGUUUCCUUUUCAAUAUUAAUCUAAAGGUUUGAAAAUACUUCAAUAUAAUGUGAUCUUUUAUAAUAAUUGUUCUUUUUAGACCUAAUAAAAAGAACACAAACCGUUUUUGUUUACCUGUG
Messenger RNA from Mercenaria mercenaria, 4976 nucleotides. Its product is annotated as FAST kinase domain-containing protein 1, mitochondrial-like. The coding region runs from base 155 to 3583 and encodes 1142 amino acids. The record is from RefSeq and is a predicted model, not a curated record. NCBI's taxonomy places the organism in Eukaryota, Metazoa, Mollusca, Bivalvia, Venerida, Veneridae. The transcript is spliced from 7 exons.